AUGUGGGAUUCGGCCGGCGGAGAUGAUGGUCAGGUCAUGUUGUCUGUGGCUGAGCAGUACUUCGGUCUGUGUCACAUAGUGAAUACUCCAGUCAACAAAGACUACACUCUACAACAUACCUCACUUGAUCUGUCGAUUCACAACUCCGUUCAACAAACCAUUCCAAUGACCACCUCUUCCACCUCAUCCUCGUCUUCAUUCCCACAGGCAAGGCUCCAAAACGACUUCGGAGCUGAUUACUGGGUCCGCAAUUCCGCCCACGCUCACCGCCACUCCACUGCCGGAAGAGGCCUCUUCGCCGGUCUACAGGAUGUCAAGCAAUACAACGUGGAGCACGGCUGGGCUAGACGCAAGUCUGGGGAUGUGCAGAGCGGACUGCUCGGAAAUCUGUGGAGCCGGUAUGUAUACAAUUCCACAUUAAUAUGA
Molecule: messenger RNA, 426 nt
Organism: Penicillium alfredii
Lineage: Eukaryota; Fungi; Ascomycota; Eurotiomycetes; Eurotiales; Aspergillaceae
Exons: 3
Coding region: 1-426 (141 amino acids)
Source: RefSeq, a predicted model, not a curated record